This is a messenger RNA of Suncus etruscus (white-toothed pygmy shrew), 1685 nucleotides long. RefSeq names its product acyl-CoA binding domain containing 4 (gene ACBD4). Lineage: Eukaryota; Metazoa; Chordata; Mammalia; Eulipotyphla; Soricidae. The record is from RefSeq and is a predicted model, not a curated record. Gene Ontology annotation, biological process: fatty acid metabolic process. Gene Ontology annotation, molecular function: fatty-acyl-CoA binding.
GCAGUGGGCGCCGCCGCGGGGUGAGUACGGGCUGGCCAGCCCAGGGCGCAGGAUCGGGGUGGACCAACUGCUGGCUCCGCCCUGACUCCGCCCUGCUCGCCCACUAGCCCCUUUUGGAGUUGGAAUAUGCACCUAAAGGGGCCCCGGAUUCCGGCCGUCCUCCUGCACCCCCUGCACCCCCAAUGGGGCCGACAAGGGCCUGAGCCUCCUGCGUGGCCGCCUCUGCCUCCGGGGCCUCUCACGCAGGCCCCCAAAAGGGUGGCCGGCCGCUUUGCAAAGUGAGUCCGGUGACUUGGGAGCCUGGAGCCCCGUCCCUCCAGGCGUGAUCUGCAGAAGCGCCCCCCCAAAACCCACCCACGGGUUGCAGCCGUGGCCAUGGUCACGGAGAACGAACACACCGAGCCCGACUGUCAGCGGCAGUUCCAGGCUGCCGUCAGCGUCAUUCAAAACCUGCCUAAAAAUGGCUCUUAUCGCCCCUCCUAUGAAGAAAUGCUGCGGUUCUACAGCUACUACAAGCAGGCGACCAUGGGGCCCUGCAGAGUCCCCCGGCCCGGCUUCUGGGACCCCAUUGGGAGAUACAAAUGGGACGCCUGGAACAGCCUGGGCCUGAUGACCAGGGAUGAGGCCAUGCCCGCCUACAUCAGCGAGAUGAAGCUGGUGGCACAAAAGGUGAUUGACACGGUACCCCUGGGCGAGAUGGCAGAAGACAUGUUCGGGACAUUUGAGCCCCUGUACCGAGUGAUCCCCGACAUGCCAAGGCCCCCAGAGUCCUUCCUGAGGAGGGUUGCAGGUCAGGUUCCAGGUGAAGGGCCCCACCCUCACUGCCCUCCCAAGGGACCGCCACCCUCCUCUUCAGAGGCCUCCACACCCAAGGACCUGGAUGCCGAGGAUUUCUGUGAUUCUGUGGAGCAGUUGGAGCCUGAGCUGGUUCAGGCCGAAAAGAGGGAGUGCCCUGGAGGAGAGCCCAGCACCAGAUCCAACCCCAGUACCAUGCCCACAGACAAAGAAGGGCUGGAGAGAGGCCUGCAGAGGCCCCAGGAACUGGAUACAUGGCUGGUGCGGACAGUUCGAGCCUUGCAGGACAACAUGAGAGAUAUCCAGGGCAGGCUGCAGAGCCUGGAGAACCUGCCCUGUCCCCCCAAGCAGAAGCCCAGCGCUCGGCCCUGGCCGCUCCAAAUCUCCGGGCCCACGCUGCUCUUCUUCCUCCUGUGGCCCUUCAUCGUCCAGUGGUUCUUGCGACAGCUCCGGACACACAAGAGAUGACUGUGCCCAAGAGGGGUGUCUGCGCCCCCCGCCCUGCUGUGCCCUGAGCCUCACGAAGGUUUGCCAGAGCAAAAUGGACACUGUGCUCACCUCGGUGCGGGUUUCGCCCCGCCCUGCCCACAGCUUCCCGCCCACCUCUGCGCAUCCCGAGCGGUGGACGUUGGCAGGGCGGGGCGGGUGCUCGGGUCCCAACCCCUGUCCGCCCUGCGGUGGAUCACCUGACCGCCCUCCCGCCGCCCCGGCUCGGCUCCUGGGCAAGUUGGGACCAAGGCCGGACAGGCCCCAGGGAUUGGCCGAGCGGUGGGGCGCUGGGGGGGCAGGGAGGGCGCUGCGCCCACGGGGUUCUCUCCUGCAAGCCCACCCCGCACUCUCAGGACGCACUUGCACUUGAAUUCACACCAAAUAAAAGCAAACUUUCUUUG